Messenger RNA from Paramecium octaurelia, 596 nucleotides. Lineage: Eukaryota; Ciliophora; Oligohymenophorea; Peniculida; Parameciidae. The record is from the annotation of a GenBank genome assembly.
AUUUGAUAAGUUAAUCAUAAUUAAAUGAUCGAAAAAAGCAUCAGAACAUGAAGAAAAAAUGGUUUUUAUACUAAGGUUUAAUGCUUAUCCUCGCCUAGUUUAGGAAUACUUAGUAUUAAUCAUAAAAUAGUUUAAUCAAGGGCUUUAGAUUUGAUUAAAUCAUGAAUAACACAACUAUGAAUUAAACCAGCUAUAACUGAUGCAAACGAAUGAGAAUGAACUAUAAUAAUCGUAUAAAAAGGUGCUAUUAAAUAAUUUUUAAGAACUCCCAUUAUAAUUAGCUUUAUUAGACAUCAAAAAUCAUCAAAUUUUUAGGUUGAUCACUAUAAUAAACCUCUCCUAUGCGUACAAUCCAAAAUUCAAUAUGAAUUUGUAAUUUAAAUAUACUCAGUCCUAACUUGUAAUUUCUAUCUAAAGUUGAAUGAUUUAUAGCAUUAUUAGUUAUAAGUGAGGCAAUAUCUUAGAUGGAAGGGUUUAUAGAAGUAAAAACAUAAGUAGUUUCGAAAUAUAAUGAUAUGGAAAUAAGGAAUACUAAUGUUCUCAAUUGAAGAUUAGCAGACUUUAUUAUGAUAAAUGGUGAAAGCUCUAAAAGAUUA